Messenger RNA from Marmota flaviventris (yellow-bellied marmot), 275 nucleotides. NCBI's taxonomy places the organism in Eukaryota, Metazoa, Chordata, Mammalia, Rodentia, Sciuridae. The record is from RefSeq and is a predicted model, not a curated record.
UACCUUGGGUAGAAUCUGGCCUCCUGCCUGAGACCACUGGCCUAAAGAGAAAGAGAGAGUCCUCCACUGAAUCUGAGGAUGAGCUGGAGGAACUGGAAAGUGAGCCAAAUCACCCCUGGGAUGUGGUGUCACUGUGUGGCCUCAAAAUGAAACUCAAAAAACGGCGCAUGAACUCGGUGCAACCAGAACACCAUGAGGUUUUCAAGAGGCUUCUAGAAGAUCCUGUUGUCAAAAGAUUCCUGGCCUGGGACAAGAAUCUGAGAGUGUCUGACAAG